Messenger RNA from Helobdella robusta, 1910 nucleotides. RefSeq lists its product as hypothetical. The transcript has 10 exons. The record is from RefSeq and is a predicted model, not a curated record. Lineage: Eukaryota; Metazoa; Annelida; Clitellata; Rhynchobdellida; Glossiphoniidae. Bases 55 to 1050 code for a protein of 331 amino acids.
AAAAUUCCCAACAAUUCUCAAGUUGUUGAUCAGAAGGAACAACAAAAACAAUUUAUGGAGCAGGUAAAAAAACAGCAGCAGCUGUAUCAGUAUCCACAACAGCAGCCGUCCAAAUCUGGCUGGAAAUAUAACCCCAAGAAUCCUGCCAAAUCCUUACUGGACAUUCAGGCCGAGGAGCAAGAGAGGCAAAUGAGUGAAGAGGCGACUAAAAGCCAGAACAGACCGUCAGAUUCUGGUUCAUUUGGAUCGCAGUGGACUGGCAAUGCGAAGGAAAUUAUUAGCAAGCUACCUUUGGUACCACCAAUCAUCAACAAUAUUGCUGCGCCAUCAGUGCCAAAUGAUGCAAGUUCAGUCUGGGAACCCCUGUCCACGGCUCCUUUCCACCAUCAUCAAGGAAACAGUAGGAAGCCACAGAAACCCAUUGAUAAUUCUCAGUUUCCAGCUUUGGCCCCAACCAAGUCUUCAACAAAGCAGCAACAGCAGAGCAAGAAGCCAGCAGCUGAUGCUGUCGUCGGUGGCUCCAAAGCAAACACUAAGACUAGCAAAGAAGAGGUGGUAGUGCAGAAGCUGUUUGAAAUGCCGCAAGUUAGGAAGGAUGAGCUGACGGAGUGGUGCCAGCAGUCACUGAAAGGAAUGAAAGUUGAUGUUGACAUACCGACGCUGGUUGGCUUGCUGAGAGAUAUUGAAUCAACCGAAGAGGUGUAUGACUAUGUGUACAGCUACCUGGGUGAAUCGAAACGCAUAAAAGAAUUUGCACAGCAGUUCAUCGAGAAGAGAAAGAAAGGAAAUGCAGUGGCUACUGCUGCUGCUGCCGCUGGCGGUCCGAAACAACAGCAGAAGUCAUCAUCAUCAGCUAAUGCAACAUCAGCAGCUGUGUCGUCGUCUACGUCAGCGGCGUCAGCCGCGACUGCAGUAGCGUCAUCUAGGAAAGGUAAAAAACAGAAAAUGACAAAACUGGACGGCACCAUGCUGGGUUUCUCGGUACUGGCAGAUCCAUCGAGAGUUAACGUCGGAGAAAUUGACUCAGUGCCUCUUGUUCAUAAAAAAUGAUUUCAUUUAUUCGUUCGUUCAUUCUUUCAUCAUCGUCACCUCUAUCUGUUUGUUCAUUCGUUCGUUCAUUCAUUCUUCAUUCUUCUUUCAAUCAUUUAUUCACUUAUUCAUUCAUUCAUUGUUGUAUCUAUCAGUUCAUCCUUCAUUAUUCUAACAAUCUUCAACACUUAUCUAUUUAUCGAUCUAUUCAUUCAUUUAUCUAUUCUUUCAUUCUUUCUUUCAUUCAUCUUUAUCUCUCUCUCCACCUAUUCACCCAAUCAAAUAAUGUUACGGGCUGGAAUUCAUUAAAUUAAAAUGAAUGAACGAAUGGAUAAAUGAAUAAUAAUAAUAAUAAUAACCACAACAACAAUAAUGAUAAUAAUUAUGAUAAUUUUUAUAGUAUAUGAUAAGAUGAUGAGAAUGUACGAUAAUAUUUUAGUAAGAAAAUAUGUUAAUACCAUUAUUAUCUGUUAUUAUGAUCAUUGAUUUGUUUAGUAACGUUUGGAGUAUUAUUUCUACCCUUAUUAUUAUUAUUAUUAUUAUUAUUAUUAUUAUUAGCCAAUUAAUUAAUUGUGGCGCCGUUGAAUGAAGCGUAGAUUUUAUGAAACCUUACAUACAUAUUUUAUAUAUAUAAAUAUAUAUAUAUAUAUACAAUACUAUGUUAUGUUAUAUACUAUAUAUAUAGAUGUAUACAUAUAUAUAUAUAGACUCUAUUAUGUUAUAUAUUGUAUAUAUAAUACAUACUAUGUAUGUAUAUAUAUGCAUAAUAUAUUUAUACAUAUUAUAUAUAUAUAAUGUAUUUAAAUAUAUAUAUUUAUUUAUCCUUUCUUUGUAAAUAAUUUUUGCUUGUUGAGCAAUAAAAUGAUUUUUCAACUGUUAAA